Messenger RNA from Cylas formicarius (sweet potato weevil), 4441 nucleotides. RefSeq names its product ARF GTPase-activating protein Git (gene Git). The transcript is spliced from 12 exons. The record is from RefSeq and is a predicted model, not a curated record. Gene Ontology annotation, molecular function: protein binding; GTPase activator activity. Lineage: Eukaryota; Metazoa; Arthropoda; Insecta; Coleoptera; Brentidae. Gene Ontology annotation, biological process: regulation of ARF protein signal transduction; brain development. The coding region runs from base 149 to 2128 and encodes 659 amino acids.
UAACCUUAACUUUGCACGAGACCUACCAAAUUUCCAAUAAUUUUUGUAUGAUUGCAAUGUCAAAAAAUGACAUAAAUUUUUAGUUGUGUUUUUAUUUUUUAUAUUUAAUUUUUCGUAAAUUGUAGUGUUGCGCUUUUAGGUAGUCAAAAUGAAUCGGGCGAAAUCUCGCCAAAACGUUGAAAUAUGCGGUGAUUGUGGCGCAUCUGAUGCGACAUGGGCAUCUGUUAAUAAGGGCAUAUUGUUAUGUACCCAGUGUUGCAGCAUACACCGGAGUUUGGGAAGGCAUAUAUCACAAGUGAAAUCAUUGCUAAAAAGUCCCUGGCACCCUAACCAAUUAAAUAUGGUUUGUACACUAAAUAAUAAUGGAGCAAAUAAUAUCUGGGAGCAUGCUUUGCUUGAAAACAGCUCUAAGCUGAUGAAAAAGAAACCUGGUCCCAAGGAUUCCCUUAGUGUCAAGCAAGAGUAUAUUAAAGCUAAACAUCAACAAUGUGCAUUUGCAUUUCGAGAAAAUUAUGAAGAUGGAUUAUUGAGUGUGGAGAAUGAAUUAGGAAAACAGUUGCAUGCAAGUGUUAGAACCCCAAAUUUAGAAACCUCAUUUAGGCUUCUAGCACUGGGUGCAGACCCCAAUUAUUUUCAUGAUGAAAAGGGCUCAACACCUUUACAUGUAGCAGUAAAAUCGGAUCAAAAGUUGCAAGUAGAAUUGCUUUUGGUAUAUGGAGCAGAUCCAACAUGUCCUGACAAUCAAAGAAGGAGUCCUUUGGAUUAUUCUAGACAAUCUAACAAUAAAGAACUUAUGAAUCGAUUAAUUGAAAGCCAAUACGAAGUAACAGAUGUAUUUACCUAUUAUUUAUCACUGAGAAAACCUGAUCAUUCAACGGGAGUGCAUUUUUAUAUACCCCCAACUGGAUUUAAGUCUAACCCAAUUUCUUUAGACAAAUUGCAAAAGUUACCAAAUCAUGUUUUUGAAGAACUGGUAACUGAUGUUUAUGAUGAAGUCGACAGAAGGCAAACAGAAGCAGUGUGGUUGAGUUGUGCAGACACUACCGAAUUGAAUGACGUUCCCUUUCUGCCCGUGGACAACACACUUUCAACAACCAGAAAUCAAGGCAGACAGAAGUUGGCUAGGUUCUCAACUCCUGAGUUGAAAAGUUUAGUAUAUGAUAUUCUAGUUGACACCCAACGGAGACAGAGCAUUGAUCAAGGUAGCACAAUUCAAUUAAGAGUUACGACAGAGAUGGAUGAUGAGCCUCUAUAUGAUUCUGUUGCAUCAGAUGAAGAUUAUGCUGUGCCCUUUUCAAAAGAGGAUGAUAAAGGUACUAGAAUAAAUAAAGACAGUAUUAUAUCAAUUGACAGCAUUAGCAAGACAAACCAAAUGUUGGAGCAACUUACAAAACAGCUGAAAAAUUCUGACAACACAAUUACUGAUCUAAGAGAGGAGGUGACUCUAUUAAGGCAACGCCUUAAGAUGUUAGAGAAUGAAAAUUUUGAAUUACGUGGUCGUUUAUCACAGAAACAUUCAGUCAAUGGUGAUAGCGGGUUUGAUUCCUUGGAAUUUAUAUCAGAGGCACAGCAAACUGAUCAGUGUCCUGGUGUGCCAAAUGGGACAUCAACUGAUGAGUUGGAUUUGAAACAAACUCGCAAAGUACAAAGACCCUCAAGCAUGUAUGAAACCCGAGAGGGCAUUAAAAGAGUUCCAUAUUGGCAUGCAAUGAAGAAUCAGAUAAAGCAAAAUGAACCCAUCAGAAAUACAAUACAGGGUUUGUAUUCUUCGCCAAAGGACAGGGAAACCAUUUUGCAGUGUACUGAACAAAUCACAAGGACCAUUCAACAGUUGUGUAAGUGUAUUCAAGAGCCAGAUGGUGACGAAUGUGUCAGCAGCGGCGAGAAGGUUAAAUUAGCUAUUUCCAAACUGGCCGCCACAGUUCCAAAGGAUACAGAAUCAGAAAAAGUAAAACUUAUGCUUGAAGUGGCCAAUCACUUGCAACCUGAAUGCCUCAGUCUGCAGGUAUCAAGGAUGAAAGGAGACAGCAAAGCGGUGGAACUUCAUUUUGGUAACAUCAGAGACAUUGCUUUUAAUCUCGCUAAGUUUACAAAAGAAAUUGUCACAAAAUAUUCUUCAAGUCAGUGAUAAGUCGAGAGUCUCUUAUCUGCUAGUUAUUAGUGAUUGUGGUCUUUCAACAUUCCAUUAAGGUAACCAUCUGUUUUGGCAAAUGUUUUCACUUUUGUGGUCUAUCAGAAAGAAAGAAAAAAAAACAGACUAUCUGCAUAAAAGAUGUACAUUUCUAUUGUAUAUUGAACCAUACAUAGUCAUAAUCUUUAGCUUCAACAAAAAAGUAAAUUUGACUACAUGGACUAACUACGAAUGUACUAUAUAUAGUUGUGGGUGAGAGAAAGAAAGAAUUACCAAAUAAGAACUAAUAAUUCAUUCAAAUUUAAAAAAAUACCUUUCCCUUCGGUUUGGUGUUUUUAAAAGACAUCAUUAAUUGUCUCUGUCUUCUGAUUUGUGUUUGUUUAGUUUUGGUGACUGUUGCGUGGUAAAACACGCUAAAUUAUUAGUUUUCUCGUGAUAAGGCACUCAUUUCAACUCUGUUACCGUCCUUACCAACACUAUAUCAUCUGAUAACUAUAUGAAUAUACAUAGCUAUCUGUUGUCAGUUUAAAGUAAAGACUCGAAGUCCAAGAGUAUUGUCAAAGAUUAUAUAAGAAUAAUAUAUAAAGUUGUCUAACUGCAAAUUUGUUGUCCUCUUCCCUUCAGACUGUGUUUAUCGUCCUAAUAAUAUUAUUGAAAGUGCAGGUGAUAUUACAUUAUUAUAUGUAUAUGUAUAGAUAAUUUCUAUGGUGAAGAUGAAUAUUUCACAUAAGCGACUGUUCACUUUACUCGAUUCAAUUUUUGCUUAAUAAAAAAUAUUGUUAAACAGUCUAAUAACUAAUAAUUACGAAAUUGAGAUUGUUAUAUUUAAAAUACAAAGUUAAAUAUAAGUGUUGAAUUUAGUUUGUUUGCUCUACAAAUUUUUAUAUAAAUAUUUGUAUAUAACUAGAAGGGGAAAGGCAGUAACAGAACUGUAAAUAAGGAGUUAGUUGGCCUUUUAGUAUGAAGUCAAGGUUUCGCCCGUCAAGCAUGAUGAAGCCCACAUUUAUGAGCGAAAGCUUAACGUCAUAAAAAAAGUCAAAUCAAUCACACUCAUAUUUUUUUAUGUUCUUAAAUGAAAUGACUAACCUACCUGAUGUACGUUGGGUGUGGGUAUCUCCCAUAGAAACAUGCAUACACACGCAGACACACAAUUUAAAACAACUUUUGAAAACCUUAGUGGCAGGUUUGAUUCACUGACUGAUUUCUCUUUCACGCAAAUUGUUAGGGUUAUAAUGGGGUGUUAAAAACAUACAUGGUUUUUGGUUCAAUAUGCUUCAUCUAACACAUGUUACUUAAUGAAAUGUUGAAGUUGUUAUUUAAGUAGUUGUAUGUAGUGCAAUAAAGUUUAAUAUAUAAUGCUGAGUUUACAGCCACAGCUAGAACAGUAACUGAAACAAAAUUUUGUAGCUGGGUUUUACAACCACAGUUAUACCACAAUUUACAAACAUAUACAACAGUAACAAUAUAAAUGUAAAUAACAACAUAAAUGUAUAAACCUACUGAUGAUGCUGACUUGGUUUGCAAUAUGCGAUAGUUUAUGUAUUUUAUCAAUUUUUUAAUACAACUUCCAGUUUUCAGAUAAAAUCUAAUAGGAUAAAUAGUUUAAGAUCCGGACCAGUGUCCUGGGACCACAAAUUUAAAAUAUUCAAUUUCAAUGAAGUGUAUGGCACAUAAUAAAUUUAAGACAUUUAAUAAUUCAAAUUUUAAUCUGCAUUUCCUUACUAGCAUAUAAGUUUAGUCUCCAACAUUUCAGUGUAUUCAUUUUUUUCCGCCUGUGAAUAAUAAAGAGGCUUUUUAAAUCAUCCUAUGUACAUAAUUUAAUUUGGUAAGUGUAUGUGUGGUGGUAAAUUAAUGUGUUAUUAUAAUAAGUAUUAUAUUGUGAAAAAAUCGAUUCUGAUUUUAAUUUACUAAAAAAUUAAUAUGAUUAUUAGUUAGUUAUUGUUUGUAGUGUUGAUUUUAUUGACUUGUACCACAAUAUUUUAUUAUAUUAUUGACACUUAUUAGUAUUAUAUUAACCUAAAAAAAGACUUACAGAGAACAUUGUCAUAUAUUUAGUGUUAAGGUAAUAUAAUUUAUACAAAGCUUUUUGCAUUUUUUGUUAUUUAUUUGUCAUCUUUUUUAUUAUUUCCAUCAAGAGUAUUUAUUUGAAUAAUUCAAGAUAAUAUGGUUGCAUAUAUUCUGUAUAACAGAAAAUUAAUUUUAAACAGUCAACAUAAGUUUGUUACCCAAUUUAUUAUUGGAUGUAUAAACCAUUGUAGUAUUCAACCAACUUUUAACUUGACCAUUUAUUAAAAGUUUUUAUAUUUUUUU